Fibroporia radiculosa is the source of this 876-nucleotide messenger RNA. RefSeq lists its product as uncharacterized. Lineage: Eukaryota; Fungi; Basidiomycota; Agaricomycetes; Polyporales; Fibroporiaceae. The transcript is spliced from 5 exons. The coding region runs from base 1 to 876 and encodes 291 amino acids. The record is from RefSeq and is a predicted model, not a curated record.
AUGACCCUCGCACAUUCUGUUCAGCUCCCAAUUGAACUGUGGGAGAAGGUGAUUGAUUAUGUCGCAGACGAGUGGAGGCAUAAUCACAUGGAUGAUAGAGCUUGGAUGCGAGAGCUCGGGAGGGUGUGUCGGGGAUGGCAUGCUCGAUGCAAUUUUAGUGGCCGCGAGACGCUGGAUGCGAAGCCCAUAGACAAAAAGCAGGUGUAUUGCCUGAUUAACAUGCUGGACCAGAAUCCCGAGCGAUGCCGUGCCAUCAAGAUGGUCUCCUUCGAGUUCCAUUGGCACAAGUUGGUCGGCAUGUUUGGGUCGUUUGCCGCGUGUAUGGCGCAGAAACUGUCUCGAGUAUUCGUCCAUGUGACUCUCGCAUUCGGGUCGGUCAGCAUGCUCGAGCUCUCCGAAGUGGCAUUCUCUUCUGACUUGGUGUUCGGACGGCUUAGUUUGGCCGUGGGUGCAGCAUCCCCUCCAACUCGACACCGCCAGCUAGAUGAAUGCGAUGAUGUCUUCGACUUCCUUGCGCUCAUCGGCGCUCACCUGCGCCGUCUCUCCUGCCAUGAGGACGAGCUGGAGACGUGCGCGGGGCUCCUCACUGUGUCGGCGGACUCGCUCUCGCCCCUGUAUAUUGGGCUUCAUAAUAGAGCCUUUCCCAUCUACCUCACGCCCGCCGUCAAUUUACGUGUCCUGUCAUUUACUCUCCCCUUUAAAGAUUUGGCCAGAGCAGCUGGUGUGGUGUUCCGCGCAUCUCUAUCCAAGCUAAUCGGGAUCAGGAUCACUUCGACGUUUUAUGACGCUGCGUCGUCAUUCUCUCCGGUCGUCAAUAUCCCGCCCUACAAACGGCUGCUUUUCAUCUUCUCUCUAGGGUGCCCCGCAGUGGUGUGA